AUGAUAGAUUCACAAGGAUCAGCAAAGACGCUAAUCCUGGAGGAAUCUUGUGGGACCAGAGGUCCAGUUUGUGCUGGAGUUGUGGGACUGAAAAUGCCACGUUAUUGUUUGUUUGGUGACACUGUCAACACCACUUCAAGAAUGGAGUCUAAUGGUCUCCCUCUGAGGAUCCAUGUAAGUGCUGCCACCAAAGAAGCAUUGGAUCACUUUGGAACCUUCUUGCUUGAGUGCAGAGGAGAGGUUGAAAUGAAGGGUAAGGGAAAGCAAGUCACUUAUUGGCUGAAUGGAGAGAAAAACGCCCCCAAGACCCUGGACUUCCAGUUCACCCCAACCCCUCAGCCCAAUGGAAAUGCUGCAGUUGAUGAA
Molecule: messenger RNA, 366 nt
Organism: Notodromas monacha
Lineage: Eukaryota; Metazoa; Arthropoda; Ostracoda; Podocopida; Cyprididae
Source: the annotation of a GenBank genome assembly